Molecule: messenger RNA, 828 nt
Organism: Mangifera indica (mango)
Lineage: Eukaryota; Viridiplantae; Streptophyta; Magnoliopsida; Sapindales; Anacardiaceae
Product: abscisic acid receptor PYL2-like
Exons: 1
Coding region: 36-611 (191 amino acids)
Biological process (GO): abscisic acid-activated signaling pathway
Cellular component (GO): cytoplasm; nucleus
Molecular function (GO): signaling receptor activity; abscisic acid binding; protein phosphatase inhibitor activity
Source: RefSeq, a predicted model, not a curated record
UUACAACCUCCAUCUUACAUGCUAAAUUUGCAACCAUGGAUUCCACUCGAACCCCACCUCAAGGCCUAACUCCUGAAGAGCACAUUGAACUCAGGCUUCUGAUCGACACAUAUCACAGCUUUGACCCAAAACCAAACACAUGCACAUCUCUAAUAACGCAACGAAUCGAAGCGCCAGCCCAAGCAGUGUGGCCUCUCGUUCGAAGCUUCGACAAUCCCCAGAAAUACAAACACUUCAUCAAGAACUGUAACAUGAGCAGUGGCGAUGGCGGAGUAGGGAGUAUAAGAGAAGUAACAGUCGUUUCGGGCCUCCCGGCAUCGACCAGUACUGAAAGGCUAGAGAUUUUGGACGAUGAGAAACAUAUAUUGAGCUUUAGGGUCGUCGGAGGGGAGCAUAGGCUGAAGAAUUAUCUGUCUGUUACGUCGGUGAAUGAGUUUAUUAAAGAUGGGAAAAUUUACACCGUUGUUUUGGAGUCUUAUACGGUGGAUAUACCAGAGGGAAAUACUGGGGAGGAUACGAAAAUGUUCGUUGAUACUGUGGUUAAGUUGAAUCUGCAAAAGCUUGGUGUUGUGGCUAUGGCUUCUCUUCAUGAACCAGCAGGAGAUCAAUGACAAUGGAGAUUAUUAAAUUAAUUACAAAGGUGGUUGGCUGUAAGACUUUCUCUAAAAUCCUAGUGGCUAGUUUGGUACUUGCAAGUAUGUUCUCUCUCUUGGUUUUCUUCCCUUUCGUUUUCUUGUUUUCUUCUUGCUCUUAAUUAUUUGAUUAGGCACUUGAAUUCAGAUAUAUUGUUGUUGGGUAUUAUUUUAAAUAUUAUGUUUUGCUUUAAUA